UUCCGGGUCGGGAGGUCACCGUCAGCCUCUCUCUAUUGCUCCUGCCAAGAUGGCGGCCGGCUCGGGGAGCGGAAGUGGGUCUGUGGCGGCAGGGUCGGCUUCGGUGGCUUCUCUGUGGAGCGAAGUCAGUCGCAGCGGGCAGAACGGGGACUUCGGCCGCGCCCUCAAGUCCGUCAAUAAGAUAUUACAAAUCAGCAAGGAUGAUGUGACUGCUCUCCACUGCAAAGUGGUGUGUCUUAUUCAGAAUGGAAAUUUUAAGGAAGCCCUCAGCGUGAUUCACACCCACACCAAAGUACUAACCAGUGAUUUGAUAGCCUUUGAGAAGGCUUAUUGUGAAUACAGGUUGAACAGAAUUGAAAAUGCCCUGAAGACAAUUGAAGGAGUCAGCCAGCAAACAAAUAAACUAAAAGAGCUCUAUGGACAAGUGCUGUAUAGAUUAGAGCGUUAUGAUGACUGCCUAGCUGUAUACCGGGAUCUUAUCCGCAACUCCCAGGAUGACUAUGAAGAAGAACGGAAGACAAAUCUUUCUGCAGUUGUUGCUGCACAGAGCACCUGGGAAAAAGUGGUGCCAGAAGAUCUAGGACUUCAGGAAGCCACUUAUGAGCUGUGUUACAAUGCUGCUUGUGCUUUGAUAGGACAAGGCAAACUCAAUGAAGCAAUGAAAAGCCUUCAGAAAGCAGAAGAUUUAUGUCGUCAGUCUCUCGCAGAAGACUCGGAUGUGACUGAAGAAGACAUUGACGCAGAACUGGCCAUUAUUCAUGGCCAGAUGGCUUACAUUUUUCAGCUUCAAGGUCACACAGAGGAAGCUCUGCAGUUAUACAAUCAGAUAAUCAAACUGAAGCCAACAGACGUGGGCUUGCUUGCUGUCAUUGCCAAUAACAUCAUUACUAUUAAUAAGGACCAAAAUGUUUUUGAUUCAAAGAAAAAGGUGAAGCUGACCAAUGCAGAAGGUGUUGAGCAUAAACUGUCCAAGAAACAGCUCCAAGCAAUAGAAUUUAAUAAAGCUUUGCUGGCUAUGUACACUAACCAGGCAGAUCAGUGCCGCAAACUGUCAUCAAGUUUACAGUCACAAAGCCCUGAACACCUCCUCCCUGUGCUAAUCCAGGCAGCUCAGUUGUGUCGAGAGAAACAGCAUACCAAAGCAAUAGAGUUGUUACAGGAGUUCGCUGUCAACCCUGAGAAGGCAGCCGAGAUUAAACUGACCAUGGCACAGCUGAAAGUUGCUAAAGAGAAAGGAUUAGGCAAGCGUCACCACAAAGCAUGCAUGACUCUUGACGGACUAUACGAACGAGCUACGGCACUAAGCCCAGGAACAUGGCCCUCUCAGAGGCCAAGGGAACCAGACCGGCGGGACCACCGUGAUGGAGGCCCUCCCACACCACGCACGCUCUUCGAACGGCCCCUGAACGCCAGUGCCCGCUUGCCGCUGACCGAAAGCCACUCUUGGAGGAACACCAGUGAAAGGUUGUCUGUGAAAUUCUACGUGCGAUCUCUGGGAUGUCGCGCGACGAUUUUUGCCGCCAUUUUUUCACCCAAAAUGGCUGGUUCCACAGAGCGGCGAAAAAGCCGCAACUGUCGGCGUUGCGGCAGGAGCAGCCAGGGGCCAGCUGAUGGAAAGCCUCUGUUUGGGCUGCAUCCGGCCUGCGCGCCGCAAAAUCCAGAUGAUGUCCAUACCUUGGCCCAGCUCAUUUCUGCCUACUCCCUGGUUGAUGCUGAGAAAGCUAAAGUUCUUAGCAAACACCUGCCCCCCUCAGAUGCAAUGUCUUUGAAAGUAGAUGUCGAUGCACUUGAAAACUCUCAUGGGGCUACAUACAUUCGGAAGAAAGGAGUGAAACCUGUGACUGAGAACCAGCAAAAAGAACAAGGCCAAGGGGAUGUCAAGAAGAAAAAGAAGAAAAAGAAGGGAAAACUGCCAAAGAACUAUGACCCUAAUGUGACCCCUGACCCUGAGCGCUGGCUUCCAAUGAGGGAACGCUCCUACUACCGUGGUAGGAAGAAGGGCAAGAAGAAGGACCAGAUUGGGAAAGGAACCCAGGGUGCAAUGACAGCAGCAUCCUCUGAAUUGGAUGCCAGCAAAACGGCAAGCAGCCCACCUACUUCCCCAAGACCUGGCACUGUUACAGCAGUCCCAUCUGCUUCAACAACCAACAUGAUACCACCAAGGCAUCAAAAACCUGUUGGUGCCGCAGCAACCAAGAAGAAACAGCAGCAGAAAAAAAAGAAAAGUGGGAAAGGAGGCUGGUAAUCACAACAAGCAGGCUGUUCAGUUUGCAGUUAUCUUUUCUUUUUCUGCCAGUUGUGAAUGCUAAGGGCCUAAUAAAAGUUGAAGAAAAACAA
Molecule: messenger RNA, 2337 nt
Organism: Sceloporus undulatus (fence lizard)
Lineage: Eukaryota; Metazoa; Chordata; Lepidosauria; Squamata; Phrynosomatidae
Gene: SRP72
Product: signal recognition particle 72
Biological process (GO): SRP-dependent cotranslational protein targeting to membrane
Cellular component (GO): signal recognition particle, endoplasmic reticulum targeting
Molecular function (GO): 7S RNA binding; protein binding; ribosome binding
Source: RefSeq, a predicted model, not a curated record